GUUCACCAAAUAAUCUGAAAAAUUGGAGCAGCAAACGAGGAGGAGAGUUAAAAAAGGCCAAAAAGAAAACAAAGAGGGUCUGCUCUAUCUUUGAUACCCAGCUGCUUAGUUGUUGUUAAGUCUCUUGUAGUCUUCUUAUUAUUAUAUAUAUCUCCCCAUUUUCUCUUUUUAUUUUCUUCAGAGAAAGACACACACAUUAUACGCAGCUAUGUUGUUGGGACCAUCUCUGUGUUCUUGAGUUGUUGAAGAAGAUAAUGAGCGAAAUCUUUGAAUUUAUACAACUACAGGGAUGGUUUCGUUAGAUGAACAUCAAACCCAUCUUCAAAAUCCAAUCUUUUCUCUAGAUUCUCUCUUCUGUGAGGAGGGGAAUCUUGAUCAAGAUCUGGGUUUUCAAGAUUUUCAAGAACAAGAUGUUGAUGAGAGUUCUGGGAAAACCCCAGUUGGGAAUGGUGAAGAUGAGUGUUUUACUGGGCUUUUAGAGUGUGAUUUGGUCUGGGAAGAAGAUGAGCUUGUGUGUCUUUUGGCUAAAGAAAAGAUGGUUUCUUUGGACUUUGAUGAUGAGUGUUUGAUGGAAGCUAGAAAAGGGGGGAUUGAGUGGGUUUUGAGGGUGUGUUCUCAUUAUGGAUUUGGUGGAUUGACUGUUGUUUUAGCUGUUAAUUACUUUGAUAGGUUUAUCUCAAGCUUCUGUUUGCAAAAUGACAAGCCUUGGAUGGUUCAGCUUGUUGCUGUGGCUUGUCUUUCUCUAGCUGCUAAAGUUGAGGAGACCCGAGUGCCCCUUCUCGUCGAUUUUCAGGUAGAAGAAUCGAAAUUUGUGUUUGAUUCAAAGAGUAUCCAGAGAAUGGAGAUUUUGGUUCUCUCUUCCCUUAAUUGGAAGAUGAAUCCAGUGACUCAGUUUUCAUUCAUUGAUCAUAUAAUAAGGAGGCUUGGAUUGAAGAUGUACCCACAUUGCGAUAUUCUAAGAAGGUGCGAGCGUAUCGUUCUUUCUGCCAUUACUGAUUCCAGGUUACUUUCUUACCUUCCCUCCGUGAUAGCCACUGCAAUAAUUUCUGUUGUUAUCAAGGAAGUUGAUCCUUGUAAUGCGAUAGACUAUCAGGCUCAGCUCAUGGAUAUACUGAAAUCAAGCAAGGAAAGGGUUGAUGAAUGCUACAACCUCAUUGUGGAAGUAUCUGGUGUUGAUCAAUUUCGGAACCAUAAACGCAAGCACGAAUCUGUGCCUAGCAGUCCCAAUGGUGUCAUUGAUGGAUAUUUCAGCUGCGACAGCUCCAAUGAUUCAUGGACUGUAGCAUCAUCUCUUGCAUCUUCACCAAAACCUCUAAAUAAGAAGAGAGCUGUGGAUCAGCAGAUGAGAUUGGUUCCUUUAAGCCGUGCGGCGAUUGGUGUGCUUAAUAGCCCUACUUGAUCUCUUUAUUACUUCAUAUGGAUAGAUAUUUACAAUGGUAUUAUGGUUGCCCUCUUUUACAUUAUCAAAUGUGUUCAUUAGAUACAUUUCUGAUGACUUAUUAUGUGUAAUGGGGUUCUUGGCAAAACAUGUGGUAGAGCAAACGUUUGUCUUUUGUCCUUCUCACCUCUUUGGUUGAGAAUGAAGAGUAAACUUAAGAUGGAUUUUAUGAAGCAUGAGUUGCUUACA
Daucus carota subsp. sativus is the source of this 1627-nucleotide messenger RNA. Its product is annotated as cyclin-D3-3. The transcript is spliced from 4 exons. Bases 290 to 1399 code for a protein of 369 amino acids. Lineage: Eukaryota; Viridiplantae; Streptophyta; Magnoliopsida; Apiales; Apiaceae. Gene Ontology annotation, molecular function: cyclin-dependent protein serine/threonine kinase regulator activity. The record is from RefSeq and is a predicted model, not a curated record. Gene Ontology annotation, biological process: regulation of cyclin-dependent protein serine/threonine kinase activity; mitotic cell cycle phase transition. Gene Ontology annotation, cellular component: cytoplasm; cyclin-dependent protein kinase holoenzyme complex; nucleus.